This is a messenger RNA of Musa acuminata AAA Group (dessert banana), 1533 nucleotides long. RefSeq names its product nucleosome assembly protein 1;2-like. Lineage: Eukaryota; Viridiplantae; Streptophyta; Magnoliopsida; Zingiberales; Musaceae. The transcript is spliced from 12 exons. Gene Ontology annotation, biological process: nucleosome assembly. Gene Ontology annotation, molecular function: chromatin binding; histone binding. The record is from RefSeq and is a predicted model, not a curated record. The coding region runs from base 122 to 1231 and encodes 369 amino acids. Gene Ontology annotation, cellular component: nucleus; chromatin.
CGAUUCGCUGUGCGCCACUUAACCCCCGCCCUAGGGUUUUCCACGCAGCUCGCUUCUCAUUUCCAUUAAGGAGGAGGAGGAGGAGAAGAAGAGGCGGAGGCGGCGGCAGCGGAGGGCGACAAUGAGCAGCGAUAAGCAACAGGACAGCCUCAACCUCGCCGAUCUCGGUUCCGCUCUGAGUGCGGAGGAUCGAGCUGGUCUUGUCGAUGCUUUGAAGAACAAGCUCCAGAGUCUGGCAGGGAAGCAUACGGAUGUCUUGGAGACGCUCAGCCCGGCGGUCAGGAAGCGCGUCGAGGUGUUGAGAGAGGUCCAGAGCCAACAUGAUGAGCUUGAGGCAAAAUUUUUUGAGGAGAGGGCUGCACUUGAAGCUAAAUACCAGAAGCUUUAUGAGCCAUUAUAUACAAAGAGAUAUGAGAUUGUAAAUGGUGUAGUCGAAGUUGAAGGUAUCAAAGAUGAAUCUCCAGAGGAAACCGGUUCUGAGGAUAAAGCUAGUGAAGAAAAAGGCGUGCCUGGCUUUUGGCUCGCUGCUAUGAAAGCAAAUGAAGUGCUAACUGAGGAGAUUCAAGAACGUGAUGAAGAAGCUCUUAAGUAUCUAAAGGAUAUAAAGUGGUGCAGAAUUGAGGAUCCUAAGGGUUUUAAACUUGAGUUUUUCUUCAAUCCUAAUCCUUUUUUCAAGAAUGCUGUUCUGACAAAAACAUACCACAUGAUUGAUGAGGAUGAACCAAUCUUAGAGAAAGCAAUUGGGACGGAGAUUGAGUGGUAUCCAGGGAAGUGCUUGACUCAGAAGAUCCUAAAAAAGAAGCCCAAGAAGGGUUCAAAAAAUGCCAAGCCCAUUACAAAAACGGAGGACUGUGAGAGCUUUUUUAACUUUUUCAAGCCUCCACAAGUACCUGAUGAUGAUGCAGAUAUUGAUGAAGAGACUGCUGAGGAAUUGCAGGGUCAGAUGGAAGUGGAUUAUGAUAUUGGGUCCACAAUUAAAGACAAGAUAAUCCCUCAUGCAGUUUCAUGGUUCACGGGGGAGGCUGUCGAAGGUGAUGAACUUGAAAUAGAGGAUGAAGAUGAGGAUGAUGAAGAAGAGGAAGAGGAAGAGGAAGAGGAUGAUGAUGAGGAUGAUGAGGACGAGGAUGAGGAUGAAGAAGACCAAACUAAGACCAAGAAGAAGUCGGCAACAGGGCAGAAGAAGAGUGGAGGGGAUCAAGCCCAACGACCAGCUGAGUGCAAACAACAGUAACAUGUUUACAAUGGAUGGAGCAUUUUCUGCGGUGUAGUGGUGGAGUUGUUGGAAUGAAUGAUCUGGUUUACUUCCUGCCAUUUUUUUUAUCUUUCUUAAAGUGAGAAGCUGCGUGGAGUCCUCGGAAUGGUCAGUUCUUAUACCCUGAUGUCUUUGAGAAUCAGGGUGGCGGAAUGAAGUUUUGUGUUCUUUAUUGUAUGGUAUUGUCCCAACAUGACAUAUUGUUUCUGUAGUUCGAUGUCUAUGGACCAGGGGGUGUGUAUGCUUGCAUUUUUUGAUGAGGAAAAUUAUGUUUUGUCUAA